Molecule: messenger RNA, 270 nt
Organism: Aspergillus mulundensis
Lineage: Eukaryota; Fungi; Ascomycota; Eurotiomycetes; Eurotiales; Aspergillaceae
Exons: 2
Coding region: 1-270 (89 amino acids)
Source: RefSeq, a predicted model, not a curated record
AUGUCCUCCGAGAACCCGGCGGACAUCAGGAUGCCCGCGACCGAGUCAGAUCCAACUGGAACCUCCAUGUCGGACCUGGACGGCGGUGUUAGGAUCGGCAACACAAGCGUAGUGGAUGACAAGGAGAAUGACCGCGACGAAGACGAGGACCCGCAUCUCCCGUCGCUCGGGGAGUAUCUGAAGAUGACGGAAGAGCAGAAGAAAGGGGUGAUGUUGGAUUGCUACCGUUGGCGGUCUUUGAAGGGUCUGGCUAUCCGCGGCUGUCCCUGA